AUGGCAUUAUUUAAAGUUGAAGGCUGGAACAUCGAUUCCAAGGAAAUCCGUUUUGAUGCUGCUAGAAAAGAUGGUAAAGUGAAGAAGAGUCGUAAGGAACGUAAGGAAUACCAACAGAAGCUAGCUGAGCAGAGACGUAAUGGAGGUGCAUCAGAGGUAGCUGAAAAGAAUAAGGAGGAAGAAAAAGCUGACUUUGAAGUAGAAGAUGAUGGAGAGACCGAAACACCAGCUGAGGAAAAGAAGCCAGUUGAGAAGAAACAGAAGAAGAGAAAGGCCGAAGAAGUAGAGUCUACCUCGCAAGCUGUUACGACGACUAAGAAACCAUUGACAGCUUUGCAGCAAAAGAUGCUUGCUAAGCUAACGGGCUCGAGGUUCAGAUGGAUUAAUGAGCAGUUGUACACGAUAUCAUCGGAUGAAGCUUUGAAACUAAUAAAAGAACAGCCACAAUUGUUCGACGAGUACCACGAUGGAUUCAGAUCGCAAGUUCAAUCGUGGCCUGAGAAUCCAGUUGAUGUGUUUGUGGAGCAAAUUCGUUUCAGGGCCAACAAACCAGUGAAUGCUCCAGGUGGGUUACCUGGUUUGAAGGACAAGACCAUUGUUGUUGCGGAUAUGGGAUGUGGUGAAGCGCAAUUGGCAUUAGAUAUCAACAACUUCUUCAAAGACUACAAUAAGAAGGCCAAGAAGUUCAACAAGAGAAGUUGUAAGGUACACAGUUUCGAUUUAAAGAAGGCUAAUGAAAGGGUUACCGUUGCAGAUAUCAAAAAUGUGCCAUUGGCUGACGAAUCGUGUACCAUUGUAGUUUUCUGUCUAGCGUUAAUGGGUACCAACUUCCUUGACUUUGUCAAUGAGGCUUAUAGAAUUCUUGCACCUCGUGGUGAGUUGUGGAUUGCAGAGAUCAAGUCCAGAUUUGCUGAUGGUAAAGGUGAGGAAUUCGUUAACGCAUUGAAACUUCAAGGUUUCUUCCAUAAGAACACCGAUGAUUCCAACAAAAUGUUCACGAGGUUCGAGUUCUUCAAGCCCCCUCAAGACAUCAUUGAAGAGAGAAAGGCUAAGUUAGAACGUAGACAGAAGUUCAUCGAAGUAGAAACUGAAAAGGAGGAGCUACAGAAGAAGAGACAAAAGGUGCCUGAGGGUAAAUGGUUGCUAAAACCAUGUAUUUAUAAGAGAAGGUAA
Kluyveromyces marxianus DMKU3-1042 is the source of this 1173-nucleotide messenger RNA. RefSeq names its product 25S rRNA (adenine645-N1)-methyltransferase (gene RRP8). The transcript has a single exon. Gene Ontology annotation, cellular component: nucleolus. The record is from RefSeq and is a predicted model, not a curated record. Lineage: Eukaryota; Fungi; Ascomycota; Saccharomycetes; Saccharomycetales; Saccharomycetaceae. Gene Ontology annotation, molecular function: rRNA (adenine) methyltransferase activity. Gene Ontology annotation, biological process: ribosomal large subunit biogenesis; rRNA methylation. Bases 1 to 1173 code for a protein of 390 amino acids.